Hymenoscyphus albidus is the source of this 1137-nucleotide messenger RNA. The record is from the annotation of a GenBank genome assembly. NCBI's taxonomy places the organism in Eukaryota, Fungi, Ascomycota, Leotiomycetes, Helotiales, Helotiaceae.
AUCUCUUCCCCGGAAUUGUGUGGGAAAUUUGCAUCUUCAGAGCUUCGAUGACGUCGGGUCAAAAUUACCCUCAUUUAUCAUCUUGGAAAAUAGGACAAUAACCGUCUUGUACUGCUGUGCUACUCGAGUUAUCAUUCCUACCCCCAUCUAUCCCCCUUUCGCCUGAAAGUUUAUCACUCCGUUCUUGGUUUGCCUGAUUGCGGCUCUGUGAUCAUAAUACAUUCAGAGCAUCAUGUCUGAAUCUCGCAAAGCCAUCAUCGUGGGCAUCAGUGGAUGUUCAUCAAGUGGUAAGACGACCUUGAGUCGCCUACUCCGCGACAUCUUCCCAAAUACCUUCGUUCUCCACGAAGAUGACUUUUACAGACCCGAGACCGAGUGAGUCCCUGUUUAAUAGUCAUAUUACCAUGGGGACUGAUGAGUAUCAGGUUACCAAAGAAACACGAUCUCCUCGACUGGGACUGUGCCGAAGCCUUAUCAAUCCCCAGCAUGGUAAAAUCAUUGGAACACAUCCACGCUCACGGGACAUUUCCAGUUCGUUACUUCUGUAUAUCCUUAUAUUUCCCUUGAUAACUCAUAUCUCCAGCCCAAUCUCGAUUCCAAAGAAGAUCAAAACAUAGUAGGCAAAUGUCCCGUCCCGGACUCCACAAUCGCCUCCCUCAAAGCCACCGUCCAAGCCUGGACCGCCCCGGGCAAACCCGGUCACGCACUUUUCAACUCUCCAACACAUCCCCUCAAACUGUGCAUAUUCGACGGCUUCCUCCUCUUCUCCCCUUCCAUGGCGGAGAUUCAGUCCCAGCUUGAUAUCAAGCUCUUCCUCCGGGUAAGCUAUGAGAAAGCCAAGGCGAGACGCGAGGCAAGAAGUGGGUAUGUGACGCUUGAGGGCUUCUGGGAGGAUCCUCCUGGCUAUGUAGAUAAGAUUGUUUGGCCCAAUUAUGUGGAGGAUCAUCAGUGGAUUUUUGAGGAUGGGGAUGUGGAGGGGAAGGUGAAGAGGGAGGUCUUGAAGGAGUGGGCGAUUGAGACUCAAAGUGCAGGCUUGGAUGUUGAUAUGGCUGUUACUUUGGAGUGGGCGGUUAAGUUGUUGAUGGAGAUACUGCCGAAGGUUGUUGGUGGUGGGUCACGGACUGCAAUGUAGAGUGU